This is a messenger RNA of Alternaria atra, 1704 nucleotides long. RefSeq lists its product as uncharacterized. Gene Ontology annotation, cellular component: fungal-type vacuole membrane; TORC1 complex. NCBI's taxonomy places the organism in Eukaryota, Fungi, Ascomycota, Dothideomycetes, Pleosporales, Pleosporaceae. The transcript has a single exon. The record is from RefSeq and is a predicted model, not a curated record. Gene Ontology annotation, biological process: TOR signaling. Bases 1 to 1704 code for a protein of 567 amino acids.
AUGACCAGACAGUCAUCGUCGCAGUCGCACAUCUCGCAGUCGCCGUCUGAGGGCCCUCAUCGCUCAGCUCAUCACAAGAGCCAGCGCCAUCAUGUUGUCGGCCAACGCGUGCAGAGGAAUACGUCUUUCGGCAAGAAUCUCAACAAGAUGAACAAAGCCGAGAAGCAGGCGCUACAGGGCGCAGAAAACACGGGGCGACACCACCGUCGCUCUCAGUCGGGCAGUUCGGUUUCGGCGCCCAGCAGCCCGCACGCGCGUCCAGGUUUCAAACGUCAUGCGUCAUCUGGUGCCAUUGUGAGAGCAAACAAUCAGCAAGCGAACUUGCGCAGAAACCACUCUAGUGGACAUUUGCCGCCGCGGCAAGGGCAUGCGAAACACGCGCCGAAGUCCUCAAAGAACGAAAGCGCUGCUUCCAAGCGUGCGCUCGCAACUCCCACUCGAUCUCGGCAAAGUUCGCCGGAGCCGCACGCUGCGGUUCACUUUGAUAUGCCCAACGACGAUGAGGAGGAAGGCGGGUGGACCGAAGAGAGCGCAUCGCAGUCACCUACUACUACCCGGUCGAACACACGCUCCAACUCGGUCAUACUCGAAGCACAACAUAGAGCGGCGGAGAUCAACAUGGAGAAGAAUAGAGGAGAGCCAACACAGCAGGCAGGCACAACUCGAGAGGCGCCCAGCCAGGCGGCUCAGACGCUUACCGAUCGCACGCGCAGCAACACGCAAACGAAUGGCGGGAGUUCUUACCAACAUUCCCGCCCUCCAGAUGCCGACAUGAUCACUUCGCGACUAUUACAGCGUAGCUCCUCGCAUCACCUUCCUCCUCAGACAUCGUCAGUCGCCGCGACCGUCGUAUCAUCCUCCGACCGUCACAACCUGCUCAGUCAUACAGCUGGAUCCGUUGGGUCUACGCUGGUAGACACACCGGGACAUAAUCUGGUAUCACGCUUCAUGGACGGAGACGGUUCCGCUGGGACACCUCACGAUGGUGCAUACAUGGCCGGGCAUGGCCUCAAGGACGAUACCGAGGGAGGUGAACUUGACAAGAGCAAGCGCAACAAGUCGAUGCCAAACUUCAACGGCGGCGCAGACACGCCAUUAAAGACACCUCAGCGCUCUGGCACAACCACACCCACUAAUCUGCCCCCCUCACGGACACAGCAGAAACUCAUGCUCCAACGUGCGUCGUCCAACAUUGAGCCGCAGAAGCUCGUUCCCGUAACGCUGCCCCGCACGGGCGGUCCCACAUACCUUCAGUCCAGCAUCCACUACAACGGCAAUGGCGAGGGACGCCUCGAUCCCCGUCUGCAGCAGCAGUUCAACCACGUCGCGGUCGAGUACAACGUAGUGCGAAGAUACCGCAACCCUAUCGCAGACGCACUUGCACGAAUUUACCAAACUCCUGGCAUGUCGCGAAAAACGCGCAUACCCAAGUCAUCGCACGGCGCAAACGGCCUCACAACAAGCGCCAGCAGCCUAAGCACAAGUUUCAAUGAAAGCGGCGUUGAAACAGAUGGGGCAAGCUCGCGGAGAUCGCGAGUCAGUUUCGAAAACAACGAUGCAGGGCGCGGCAGGACUAGUCGCGACGAGAAUGACUUUGAAGGCGGAGGACACAGUUUUGAGAGCGACCAAGCGCGUAGCCGAAACGAAGCUGAGGAGAUCUGUCGUCGCUUGUGGGAGAGCGCUGAAGUGGUCGAAGCCGAUUGA